Molecule: messenger RNA, 2708 nt
Organism: Sphaeramia orbicularis (orbiculate cardinalfish)
Lineage: Eukaryota; Metazoa; Chordata; Actinopteri; Kurtiformes; Apogonidae
Exons: 2
Coding region: 611-2614 (667 amino acids)
Source: RefSeq, a predicted model, not a curated record
UUUUAGUCUGGCUUCCUCUGUAAAGUUGGGAGUGGAGCGUUCUACAGUCCUAUACUGGACCUUGACAUGCCUGUACUGACAAGCAGCGUGAAGCAAGUCAGUGAUUGAACUGACGGGAGGGACUGCUGAUCCACCGGUGCAGCAGAACCACUGGAAUUAAUCACGUCACUAUGGAGGGAAAAAAAACAAGUUAAUGCUUGCACGGGGGCCACCCUCAUUCGGCCUAUGAUGUUACUGAUGCGCCGUUGACUAUGAACACAAGGAGGGAGGAGUAGUGGGACCAAGGCUGCUGGUGUGUCUGGCUGAAGCCAAUUCCAAACUAUUGCUUGUCUGGUUGGCUGGAUUUAGUACGUAAAAAGAAAAGCAGUAAUGGGAUUGUCUCUGACAGGGUAAAAUUAGCUGGGAGAACCUGCAAAAACUGAGUGAUCUCUGGCUUCAUCGCAGGCAACACCACACACUGCAGAGACAUUUUCUUCAUAUUUAAAGUUACUUCAUGUUCAGAUGAUAGCACUUUAGUUAAAGAUCAGAGGCCUGAUCAGCUGAAAAAACUGGAUAUACACAAGGUAACCGCUGUAAAAUCCUGUCAAAAACAUCACGAAAGUCAUUUAAUAUGUCCACCGAGGACCAAGUUGACACCGCAAUGCCCCAUAGAGGUCGGCAGCAGGGCCUCUCUACUGAGAGUCACUACGGCAACUCAACGCUCCCCCUGUCACCUGACUCUCUCAGUAGUAUUUGCAACCUGAAUGACAGGGAAGCCAAUACUUCCCCUGACAUCAGCAUGCUGGAGUGUUGCCUCAGUGAAGGUGUGCCUGUGAUCAACCCAGACAAUGGCACCUUAUCACAGGGAAACAUGCUCCAUUGUACAAGCACAAAUCUAAACGAAACUUUUAUUGCCACACCUGUCAAUGGCAGCAUGAAUUUCUGGAAUGAAAAUUUGAGUCUGUUGGGCAACCAAGAGUCAGGAACAAAAAAGUACCACACUUUUAAUAAGAACAUUGAUAAGAACAUUGUGGGUGAAAGAAACCAUGGACUAAUGUCUCCAGACUCGACUGGGAGGGAUAGCCAGCUGAGCUCAUAUGAGACGUCUCGCAGAGGAUCCACUGAGAAUGACUGCUGCUCCCUCAGCUCUGGAGAAAUGGUGCUAAGAAGCAACAGUUUUUGCCUGGAAGAUCAAUCACUCUUGGUAAUUUCCUCCCUUGAAGAGUCAUCCAUCUCCCCAGCGGCAGGCCAUCCAUCUUCACCUGCUGACUCUCACAUACUAUUAACGCUACCAGACAUCUGUGAAAAAAUCACACAUAGCAUGGAUGAAAAUAGAGGCCAUCCCUGCCUUGGCAUGACUUUUACUCAAGCAGACAAAUGGGAGCUUCCCACUGAAGAUGAUUUAGCAACAUCCAAUUCUUCUGUAGCUUUGCAAAGUGAGAAAGAAGGUCUUUUGAUGACGUUUGUCUAUGAAAACUCUCCUUCAGAUGGUGGAAAUGAGGCUCAGAUUGCUUGUCCUGAAGAAGCACAUUUUUCUUAUUUGUCUGAAGCUGUUACACCAAAACAGGGCACAACUGUAGUGUCCACACAGCCUACUGUGCAAGAUACUGAUAGAGAUAUUCAUACUUCCACUCCAGUGCAAAAUAUUGGGAACAAAACUUCCAUUCCUCUGUCAUUAUCAGUCUCACCCUUUGCUGAAAGUGCUGGCAGUCCUCAACCCCACCUAGUAAAAAAGCAACAAGUCUCUGUCACCCCCAAACAAGUCACUGCAGGACUACCAAUGUCAGGUAGGAAAGUCAGUAAAAUGGAAAUGAAUACAUUUCCAAAGACAGACAACACCAUAAAAUCUAAAAUCAUAACAAGAGCUGCACCACUAGGCACUGCUUUACAACACAAGCCAUCACAAGUUAACGUGCACAGUAAACAGGUGACUGCACAUAAAGGUGGACCUAUUAGAAUGAGUCCUUCCAAGGUAAAAAAUAAUCCUGUCUCUGUCAGCAAUAUUACUCCAAGAAGACAACAUACAGGAGCUGCUUCCUUGAUAAAGUCAUCUGGACAUAAUGUUGAUGAACAGCGCCUGACUUGUUCUGCAGUUACUGCAGAAGAACAGGGCAAGAGCAGAGCUUCAGUGUCUGAACAGCACAGUAAUGCAAGUAAGUGUGUUUCAGCAGUCCAGGGCAGCGGUGGCAGCUCUGACACAGAGCAGGCAGCCUCAAGCCAAGUACAUGCCUCAGUGCAGCAUGCUGGCAACCACACCUUCAGUUUCUCAGAAAAAUCCCCUGAUAGAAGUGGCCAAAUGGAUCCUAAACCAACUCCAAAGAAGGAUAUAUCCAACAAAAUUGAGGUCAAAUCAGGCUCAGUUUUAGGUCAGUACAAGCCUCCUGUACUCGAGAUCCGACCUCGCUGCUUGUCAGAAAGCUCAUCAUCUUUGUCUAGGCCUCCCAAGGAGAAGAGAGCAACUCUGAAGUCCUCAACUAGCUUUAUCAUUUCCAAAGCUGACAACCACCCAGGUCAGACCAAACCAGGGGAUCAGAACAGCUCUUCCCAGUGUAAACGUGCCAUUCAAGCACAGAAUACAAAUGGGAUUAGUGAAAACUCCAAUAGAAAGGUUAAGAAGAUCGUCUUGGUAAGUUAAUACUGAAAUGAUAACUAUUACGUAUUGGCUAAAAGAUUUAUCAGGAUGUCAGAAAUGAGGGCUACUCAUGAAGAUGUGAGAAAACUAACAAAUU